Messenger RNA from Penicillium manginii, 3102 nucleotides. RefSeq lists its product as uncharacterized. The record is from RefSeq and is a predicted model, not a curated record. Bases 1 to 3102 code for a protein of 1033 amino acids. Gene Ontology annotation, biological process: mitotic sister chromatid cohesion; maintenance of mitotic sister chromatid cohesion. Gene Ontology annotation, molecular function: double-stranded DNA binding. Lineage: Eukaryota; Fungi; Ascomycota; Eurotiomycetes; Eurotiales; Aspergillaceae. Gene Ontology annotation, cellular component: chromatin; SMC loading complex. The transcript has 6 exons.
AUGCAGCAGCAUCAAUCUCCACACCUUCAGGUACAGCAGCAACAUCAAUCCCCACGCUCCCAAGUACAGCAAUCUCCGCGCGCCCAAAUCCAACAAAUCCAACCACAACCCCAGCUUUCUCAGAUCCAACAACCAUCACCACGCCUUCAGGUGCAGCAACAUCAAUCCCCACGCCCUCAGGUGCAGCAAUCUCCGCGUGCUCAAAUCCAACAAAUUCAACCGCAACCCCAGCUUUCUCAGAUCCAACAACAAUCCCCACACCUUCGGGUGCAGCAACAGCAAUCGCCACUUCCUCAGGUACAGCAAUCCCCGCGUGCCCAAGCUCAACAGCAAUCACCACGGCCCAAAGUCCAACAAUCGCCGCACCCUCAGGCCCAGCAGCAAUCGCCGCGCCCUCAGUUGCAACCAUCUCCGCGUUCCCAAAUUCAACAGCAACCCCAACUUCCUCCAAUACGCCAACAAUCUCCGCGCCCUCAACCAGAGCAGUAUUCUGCCGGCCCAACCUCCCAAGGCCAGGUUCCUAUGGUGCAAGACCCACCUAUCCUUGCUCCGCAACCUGUGAAGCCAGUGCCUCGAGCACCUUCAUCUCUUCCGCAGGAGAUGCCACAGCAACAUCAGUUCAUCAACCCAGCUGAACUCUUCGUCCAGACCCCGCUGCCAACUGCGCCACGGUCGCGAUACACCUCCCUGCCACAGUUUGACGAGAUAAGUAGCGCUUCGCUGGCUGUUGACGAAGAACCUCCACUUCCACCGAAAGUGACUUCAAUGCCAGCGCCGGCAACAGUCUCGGCGCCAAGUCCAGCCAGAAAUCUAUCAGUCCCAAUUAUUACACCCCAACAAAACAUCCCAAAUAUCCAACCGCAACAGACUUCCCAGGCCCAGAAACCGCAGAAAUCGCAGAAAUUGCAGCAGCCUCAACAACCGCAACAGUUUAUCAAGCCUGAAAAUCUCACGGCCCUGGAUCAGCCACCUGCUACGGUCGAGGUUAAACUUCCGCCCUCUGCUACGCCGACGCCAAAGUCAAAUAUAGUACGACCUCAACCAACACCUUCACCCGCAAACAACACCGUUCCACAAGUGGUGGUUCCGGCACCAUCGCCGGACAUUCAAGCAAACCUGCAAAAGCAAUCCCCCAAGAAACCACAAUUGAAGAAACAACCCAGCCAACAGUCCAUCGAGAAGCCAGCAAAACCCUCCAAGCCGCCUGUGGAUUAUCAAGUCUUGCUUCUAUCACUGGCAGACGAAUAUUUGAAUGCCGCACAUAGCCAUGGAACCACCAUGGCACUGUCUACUAGAAGGGAUGAGGUUGAAGAGUACUAUAAGCUAAUCUCCACCGGGUUAGGAUGCCUAGAGGCUGUUCUCAAGAACUGGAGACUGCAACCUCGCAAGGAAGCCUUGGUGAGACUUCGAUAUGCGCGGACAUUAUUUGAGGAAACGGAGAAUGAUCUUGAGGCAGAGACUGCUUUGAGCAAAGGCAUUGAUCUUUGCGAACGAAAUCGCAUGUUAGAUUUGAAGUACAGCAUGCAACAUCUUUUGGCGCGAAUGCUUUACAGGUCCAAUCCAAAAGCUUCUUUGAAAGCAGUUGAUGGAAUGAUCCAAGACGUCGAAACAUAUCGACAUGCGGCCUGGGAGUAUGCAUUUCGCUUUCUCCGUGUCUCGCUGUCAUUGUCAGCGCCUACGCAUCAGGAUUUUGUUCAAGCCCUCCAGCACCUCCACAAGAUUGCAGCGAUGGCCAAUCGAAAUGGCGAUAGAGCAGUCGCGGCAAUGGCAGCAGUCACCGAAGCGUUGGCACAUCUCCAGCAAGGCGCCGGCUCUGAUGCAAUCGAACAAGCACAGCGUGCUGUAGCGACCGCCCGGAGCCAUCAGCUAAAUGACGAACUCCGCCACAUCCCUCAGCUUUCUACUUUGAUCCAGAUCGUCGAUAUUUGCUGCAGUUUACUUGAGUGUGAUGUGAAUCAAUCGGCUGAAAAACUCAAGGUUAUGCAAGCCCUGGUGGACGAAACGCUGAAUGACGCUAAUUGGCGCCCCGAUGGCUCCUUUUCCGUUCCGCUUAAUGGAAAAUCUGCCGGUCCAUCGUCAAUCGACACUGGGGACAUUCUACAGGUUCAAAGUGGGACUUUACUGUUGAGCUUUAGUUGGCUUCCUCAGCAUGAUCUCUAUGCGCUUUCAUAUUUCUUGAGCUCCAUUACGCUGAGUGCCAAGAAUUCUUAUGAUGGCCGGAAGGCGGAAAAGUUCCUCGACGAAGGGAUUCGCAUGAUCCAAGGGGACUUUACGACGCCACAGGAGAUCCCGGAAGCCAUGGUCAAUGCGGCCAGACGCGUUGAAUGGCGCCGAACCCUCUAUUGUAAUUUCCUUCUGCAACGGGUCUUUCUGUCUUGCUCUAGAACCGACUGGGAUUACGCCAGUCAAACCCUCAAGACCCUCCGGCAGGUGACGCAAGAACUUGGGCCCAACCUCCCCAAAUCCAUCGAAUGUCUCAUGGAAUACGCCGCCGGCGCCAUCUUCCAAGCGACGGGAGAUCUAGCAUCCGCCUUAACGAUCUUCCAAUCUCCCUUGUUAACAUUAUCUCCAUCAGCGAGCAAGGUCUCUCGCAACGACCCCUACCGCGACAUCUGUAUUCUUUCAUCGCUGAACACAGUCCUCAUUAUUCGGGACCCGGCCCAUCCAGCCCAUCCCCACCUCCCCGCAAUCCUGACAACCCUCGAAUCCUUCUGCCAACACAGCCCAAACAAGUACAUUCAAGCGGCUUAUUUCUUAGUAUGCUCUACCGUGCACACGGACUCGACCAUCCAAACAAAACAAUUUCUCCAACAGGCUCUCCAGUCCGCGACGGCUAUCAGCAAUAGCCAGAUCACAUGCAUGACUCUCACAUUCAUGAGCUGGAAAUAUUUCCGCGGCGUCGUGGGCGAACAGGCUGAAAAGAGCGCAAGGGCCGGUCGGGCCAUGGCGAAACGAGCAAACCACCGACUAUGGGCCAGUGUCACGGACGAAAUGCUCGCCGAUACCCUCGAACGGCAAGGCAAGGGCGAAGAAGCUAGCAGUGUGCGUGAGGAAGGUCAGCGACUUGUAAUGGGUCUUCCGCCUGGCUUGAAACGUUCGUGA